CUCACCUUACGGCAGAGCGGGGAACUCUGCCUUAGAUUCUCCCUGUACUGGAGAGGGAUGUCGCAAGGUUGGGGAAGAAACCUCUGGGUUUGCGACUGUAGCUGUCGAUUUCCGGCCAAUACAGAGGUGUCUGAAGGCUGGUUGGGGUGGUGAGGCCCGAGGCAGCUUCUGGAAUUUCUGAGCAGCCCUUGUCAGUACAAGAUGGACCCCGUAGUCUUGAGUUACAUGGACAGUCUGCUGCGGCAAUCAGAUGUCUCACUAUUGGAUCCGCCAAGCUGGCUCAAUGACCAUAUUAUUGGGUUUGCCUUUGAGUACUUUGCCAACAGUCAGUUUCAUGACUGCUCUGAUGAUGUCAGUUUCAUCAGCCCUGAAGUCACCCAGUUCAUCAAGUGCACUAGCGACCCAGCAGAGAUCGCCAUGUUCCUUGAACCACUGGACCUCCCCCACAAGAGAGUUGUAUUUUUAGCCAUCAAUGAUAACUCCAACCAGGCAGCCGGAGGAACCCACUGGAGUUUAUUGGUCUACCUCCAAGAUAAAAAUAGCUUUUUUCAUUAUGAUUCCCAUAGCAGGAGCAACUCAGUCCACGCAAAGCAGGUAGCAGAGAAACUGGAAGCUUUCUUAGGCAGAAAAGGAGACAAACUGGCCUUUGUGGAAGAAAAAGCCCCUGCCCAACAAAACAGCUAUGACUGUGGGAUGUACGUGAUAUGUAACACUGAGGCCUUGUGUCAGAACUUCUUUAGGCAACAGACAGAAUCACUGCUACAGCUACUCACCCCUACAUACAUCACAAAGAAGAGGGGAGAAUGGAAAGAUCUCAUUGCCACACUUGCUAAAAAGUAACUAUGGAAGUAUAUUUGCGACUUUUGAAGGCUCCUCUUUCUGCCCUUCCCCAUUUGUUGGAUGGCUGCAAUCUCAGUGCCUGAGGGAAGACGCCUGGUAGAGGAAAGCUUAAUACUCUUUUUCCUGAAAGAAUAUCAUCCUCUGUGUUAUCCCCAUGGAACGUUUCACUUUAACCCUGACUUGAGAGCGAUAUGGUCUAUGAAAAUAUCUUGAAAUUGUACACCAAAACCUUAUAACCAACUUAUUUGAACAUUUAUUACACACAAGGUUCAAGUAAGACUUUUCUUAUUGGUAUAUAAUUAAUUUCCUUUGGUCUCCUUUAUCCACAUUGGCUUUUUCUGGAGGAAAAGCAGUGAUCUGUAAAACAAAUCAAGAAUAUAUCCUCUUGAUAGAGGAAUGCAGGGAAGAAAACUAUAAAACAGAACCAAAAACUUGUUGCACAGCCUACGUAAUUAAGAGAUCAACUGGCUGCAAGCAGAUCAAGGCCUAACUCCAUUCAAGACUUAAAUAUUAUGAGACAGUUAUUCGGUUUUAUGUGAUAUCUCUUCCAUUCACCAUGCACAGGCUUUUCCAGCUAUCUGCAUAACGUUUGCAAAUAUUUGAUAAAGAUGAUGUUACCCUAUCUUCCUCCAUCUGAUUCCUGGAAUGCUUGAAGAAAGGGGAAAUCUCGAGUAACCUCAUUAAAAUGAAUGUCUGGUGGACCUCUCA
This is a messenger RNA of Piliocolobus tephrosceles (Ugandan red Colobus), 1548 nucleotides long. RefSeq names its product SUMO peptidase family member, NEDD8 specific (gene SENP8). Gene Ontology annotation, biological process: protein deneddylation; proteolysis. The record is from RefSeq and is a predicted model, not a curated record. The coding region runs from base 202 to 840 and encodes 212 amino acids. NCBI's taxonomy places the organism in Eukaryota, Metazoa, Chordata, Mammalia, Primates, Cercopithecidae. The transcript has 2 exons. Gene Ontology annotation, molecular function: cysteine-type peptidase activity; deNEDDylase activity.